Nematostella vectensis (starlet sea anemone) is the source of this 4996-nucleotide messenger RNA. RefSeq names its product diacylglycerol lipase-alpha. The record is from RefSeq and is a predicted model, not a curated record. Lineage: Eukaryota; Metazoa; Cnidaria; Anthozoa; Actiniaria; Edwardsiidae. Gene Ontology annotation, biological process: lipid metabolic process. Bases 281 to 4054 code for a protein of 1257 amino acids. The transcript has 17 exons.
AAUGUUGUCACGAAGUCUUGUAAAAGAUGGAAGUGUGUUGUUUAUUGUUAUAACGGAAGAUUUCUCGGCAUUUUACGGCAAGCUUCAAAACAACCUGCCAUUAUCUCAAAGACCAGAUCUAGAUGAAUAUAAUAUGACGAAUCUGCAUUUGAAAUCUGUUAGUUGAUCGAUAAAGCCAGCAGCAACAUGGAAAGAAUUCGCAUGUGACAUGGUAUUCUCGCGCCGGUGGCAGGUUUGAGAUUUUCCUUCAUUAUACGCGGAAAACCGAAGUACAAGAAAAAUGCCGGGGAUCGUUGUCUUUAGACGAAGAUGGAUGGUGGCAAGCGAUGAUUUUGUAAUUCCCUUUACGAUUGCUUUCGUUGUACGGGGAAUAUGGUUGAUAAUACUUGGCGUUUCUAUGAUACUAUUCCACGGCUUCCAACACCAGCACCAUCUGAUCACAAAAGAGGAGAACGUAUGUGAACAGACCGUCGACUACUUCAUUGGUGGUUACCUUGCCCUACUAUUUGCAACCGAAAUCAUGGAACUCUCAGUCGCAUGGAUGAGUGGCAAGGGGUCCUUAAUGGACACAGAGCCACGGAACUUUAUUCCAGCACUUCUGUACGUCCGCCUAAUGUUGUCAAUCAUAGAGGUCGUAUGGCUCGCCAUUGGAGUGAAAUGGAUAUUUUUAGACACACAAGUUUGUCCACUCACUGAUGAGAUUUAUAUUGCAAGGGCAGUGGUGGUUUUUAAUUGGAUGUUUUUGUUUAUUGUGACUGUGAUUAUUCUGUGUACAUUUGAUACUGCUGGAAGGACGUGGUUCGCAAUGCAGCGGGCAAGAGAUGGAGGGCAUGUAUUAGACUCAAUAGACGCCCCAUGUAAAUACCGCACACGGAUCGCUAAAAAGUAUGAAAGCAGAUGGAAGGGCUGCUUCAGAUAUGCUUUCUGCUGCAUUGGCGCUGAGGGCCAGGGUGAUGAAAACGUCUACGCCUUUAUUGGCAGGACACUAGCAGAGUUCUUCCAGGAUUUAGACGUGGUCCCAUCAGACUUUGCUGCAGGCCUGGUGUUGCUAAGGAGACAUCAGAAAUGCGAGGAACACCAGGAGCUGGAAAGAGCUCUUCAGGAGCGACGGGUCCAAGAGAUGACGACAGAUGGAGUUAGAAUGAAGAAGUCAUCGCUGAGGUAUCAGCGAACCAGCAACGCAAGAGUUCUUAACCUGAACAAUAAGGAGGAAUUCUUGCUGUACAAGGAGAUAGCCUACUUCAUGAACCACGCCCUUGCUGCUUACGGAUGGCCCAUCUACAUGAAAAACCACGUGCUUUGUGGCUGUUGCAAAUUGGGAAAAAGCUUUAGAUGCUGUUAUGGCUGUCGUAAUAACGAUAGCAGACUUCACAAAAUCGUACAAGUUGACGAAGACAACUGUUGUCGCUGCCAUUUCUCAGCUUUAAAAAGAAUAGCGGGACUUCACAACACCGACGUCAUCUACGUCAGCUACCAUAACUCGCUGUACAAGUCCCCAUUCUACGUGGCUCUUGAUCACCACAAGAAAGCCGUAGUAGUGGUCAUACGGGGAACUCUCUCGCUGCAGGAUAUUCUAACAGACUUCACCGUUGAACCCGAGCGGAUUCCGGCUGAAGGUGGUGACCCCUCAUGGUUUGGACACAAGGGUAUGGUGCGCUGUGCUGUCUAUAUCCAGAGAAAACUCGAGAAUGACGGGAUUUUACACACUGCUUUCAACGCCGAUCCGGACUGCGGCACCCGCUCCUACCGCCUCGUUCUCCUAGGCCACUCCCUUGGCGCCGGUACUGCCGCUAUCCUGGCCUUCCUCCUGCGGCCCCGCUACCCGGACCUGUUCUGUUACGCCUACUCCCCUCCCGGCGCCAACCUGUCCCUUUCGGCCGCCAAGUACGCCAGGGAUUUCGUCAUCUCCAUCGUUAUCGGCAAGGAUCUCGUCCCGAGGUUGAGUCUAUUCACCCUGGAGGACCUGCGUAACAAGAUCAUGACGCUGAUCACUCGUUCUAGAAUACCCAAGUGGAAAAUCCUGCGUGGCUGCGCAUGUCGUUGUGCGUUCGUCUGCUGUGCAGGCUGCCGCUGUGUCAAUAUUGAAGGUCACCAGCACGAGAUCGAUGGCGAGGUUCAGACCAUCCAGAUCCCCGAGAUCACUCAUUCGAACUCCAUGAGGUUCUUUCCACCCGGCCGCAUCAUGCACGUGGUUAAGACCGUCUCCGUCUCACGAGGGUGUGGUCAAAAGGAGACGAUGUUUGAGCCGGUGUGGGCGGACCUAGAGGACUUCCAGAACAUCAAGAUCUCCGGUCUCAUGUGGAUGGACCACAUGCCGGACUUCGUGCUCGAGGCGCUCAACAAGUGCCUCCCAACCAAGGAACAGGAGCAAAGCAUCAUGAACGGGAGGGGUAUCCCCAUCGGCCACACCCUGGAUGUACCCCAUACGGCGGCGGACUGGUAUUGCGUGAGCAGGAUGGAGGACAGCAUAUCGUACAGGUCGGAUGAUGUGGAGGAGUACUCGGUGGAGGUUCCCGGAUACCCCACGGACACCCCCCCUGGAUCAUCAGUGGUACGGUCCGUAGAAUGCUCUGGAUCCAAGGACUCCCUCAGUGUCGAAUCCCACAGGGCCCCCACCAGAGGCGCAGCGGGUGCGUGCUGCAAGAGACUGUCCCCCCUGGCUCCAUUGGCUCGUCCGGAAAGCGCCAUUGAUGAUUCAGACAUCGAGGAUUCCGGCCCAAACAGAAUCUCUAGCACUUGGAAAGAUUUCAACCUCGCUGUCGUCCCACAAAGCACCGACUGUCUCCUAUCCCCCAAAAGUGGUUCCUCGCCCUGCUCACGAAACCACUCUGGGGAACCAUUCUACGCGCCUAGUCCUACUGUCAGCUACAAGUCUUCGCUCUCCUCGAUGCCAAGGGAAAUUUCCCCAACCCCGGUAGUGGUGGGGACUGUUAUCCCUCCUCCCAAGCCCCCCCGGACGUUUGCUACCGAGGAGACUCGGAUUAUUCCGAUAAGGGUGGAGAACCCGCCCCCGAAGCCUCCACGGACUUACGAAUAUGUGAACUUACAGUCUACAAACGCGAGCGCUCACUCGUUAGACUGGGACUUCCAGAAUGGAAAACCGCUGACCCGAAGUUCUGGGAAACCUUCACAGACGUCAUUUCCGGUGAAUUUUUCCCCCACUUCCCCGGGGCCUACAUCUUCUGUGGGUCAUUCAUUAGGUUUCAAUUCAACUUAUUCUCGAACGAUUGCUCCUACACAGGAUGGCUACCGAGAAACUGUAUUGAUUUCCGGUAUCGGGGAUUCUGGUGAUGUCCUAGAGAACCGAACAGUUCCAGCAAAUACCGUAGACAACCUGCAAUUUAGUAGUAGUCCAUCUACUACCGCAGAGUCUCGGGUGUUUAGCAGCUCAUCAAAUACCGUAGAGUCCGGUUUCGUUAACGGAUUAAACACCGUAGAGACUCGCACAUUUGGUUCGUCAUCGAGCCACGCCACUACGACAUUUAGCUACACCGUAAGCGACACUCAGGUCACGUAUUUACAAGAUAAAGCCUCGGUGACGAAGCUGACAAAUGGACGGGAAGAUCCCACAUUUUCGAUAAGCCCAUUAUACGGUAUGAGCUUUGAAAAUUUGGCACAUGGUAUUUGUGAUAUGACCGCUGACACUAGAUCCAUGCCCGCAGUCAACGGAGGUCCGUCGUUAGAAAGUUUGAAUAAAAGCCCGUUUAGAGAUGCGAUUUAUCGGAGAAGCAAAUUAUACGACCACGGGCCCGUAUAUCGACCCCCGCUACCGGGGACUUAUUGCACAUCGGAUGAAAAACUUACUGAUAGGGAGAAGAAACUUCAGAAAAGCGCGAGUUUGUCGCACGAUACGACUCAAGUAGUGACGAGAAGGACACAUGGAAAUCGCAAUCGUAACAAGAGACAUGCGAUUUAUUUCGACAGCGACGAAACAUCGAACUUGCUUCAGUACUCGUGUUCGUGCUCCGAUAUUCCUGAUCGACCACCUGGGAGCCCUGUGGAAAAGAACAAAAGAGGAGAGCUGGAACAAGGACUUCUUGAAUCGUUCAUAUAACCCUUAACUAUUAGCUGUCGUUAAUAUACCGUUUUCACGAUGUUGCGCGCGCGUCCAAAAUGCCACAGACUGGCGGACCAUAGCUGAUCCAAAACAAUGCGGACAAAGGGGAAUUUGACUCUAACGCCAAAACUCUGCAAAAGAAGCACACUGGCAGCUUUUUCUAUAGCUUCGUCUGUAAACUCCACUUUGUACGCCGUUGUAGAUCAUCUGUGGAUGCGCGCGCAACAUCGCGAAAACGAUCUGUUGAAACACGAAAAAGCCUCAUGAGACCGGAGAUGCAAAGUAUUAGGAACCACUCUCUUCUCUCAUGCAAUAACGAAAAUACGUCCAAAUUCGGUUGGUGUUAUAUAGGCAGUUGUUGUCUUACAAAUACGUUUUUUUUCUGAAAUGUUCUGUGGUAUUACACAGGUUUACAGCGCAUGUGCAAAGUUCUUAUAAAAAGAGGUUUUUUAUACUGUGAAAAACAGUCAUGGGUACUAAAUUAAGUUAUUGAGUCUAAAUUCCAUAGUUGGGUUUUACAGGUCUUUCUAAGUUCAUGUACAUAAAGAUUUAGAAUUAGAGUCAAAGCGUUAGAAUUAUAAUCGGGUAUAUGUGUUAGUUAAUACGGGGGUUGAAUAAUUUUCACGCUAAAAUUAAAGUUUAUAAAUAAUAUUUAUCUUUUAACUGUAAUCUUUUAUUGUUAGUUUUAGUCUAAGUAAAUAUUAUUUGAUAUAUUUAUGUAACAUAUUUCAAAUGCAGGCAAAUGCAGAGAUGGGGUAUACCCCCCUGCCCUCCUCCCCUAAUGCUUACAAAAAAGAGAUAAAAAAAUAACCAGUAUAAACCCCCAUUAUUUCGCAGGCCUGCUAAAGACCUAAAUUCAAUAUGGCAAAGGUUUACAAUAAUAUAUGUACAGUUUUUGUUACGGAUGUUUUAUCAGAUUAAAAGUCAGAACACUCAAAA